CAUAGGUUAAACUGAGGAUCCCCAAUCUGUGGCCUAUAGGUUGGAUCCAACCACCGCAAGGCUUUGGCCCACCUUGCAACAAUAACUGAAUACCAGCCAAGUAGCAAGAAACAAAGCGUCAAAACAAAAGCACAGACAGACAGGUGGUAGGGAUUGGGAUGGAGGUGUCACACAUUCAUAUUAAAUUUGAAUCCUUCAAUACGGUUUAUUAAAACAAGAGCUUAAUGGCAAGAUUUACGCUACCUUAAGCUAUUUUGGGGAGCAAAAGUCUUCAUAUUCUGCAAAAUUGAGUCCCAAAGCUUGAUUUUAUUGUGGUAAGCCAUGCUGUCUAAUCUUCAGGGUUUCAAUUCUAGAGUUGUCAGUUAAAUAACAAAACACCUGUGUGGCAAAUACUACAUUUUUACAUGAUCAGUUAGUUGAUUCAAUGUACACUAACUUUUGUUAUAAAAUGGAUUUCCAUCAAAAGACUUUUCAGCUUCACUUUGUAUUGUAUCUUCAGAGUCUAAAUACUUUAUUAGGCUUAUUUUUGUCUUUACAUAAACUUUAAUAAAAGCGCCCAUCCUGUCAUCUGUAGAGUUGUGCAUUAUGGGUAUUAGAUUUAGCCUUGCACGCUUUUUAGUUUCUUUGUUGCUUUUCUUGCUCUGCAGGAGUAGCAAGCAUGUUGUAUAAUGUAGGUGAGGUUUUGAAUUACCUACACUAAAUGGAUUUUUCUCCAUUGCUAGAAAUUUAUUCUCUGUGGUCAGGAAGAAGUAAGUUUUAAGAACUCUGUGUGGCAAAGUUCAAAGUUCUGCUUUCAAAGUUUUGAAAGCAGAACAAUCUGCAUGCCAGUUUAUGAACCCGUUGGAUAUAAAUGUCACCUUUUGUAUACUUGUUUUGGAAGUUUUUGUGUAAAUGCAUCUGUAUGUGUAGUUCCUUUAACCUCUUAUUUGUUUCUUCAGGCACUGUUGAAGUUAAAGCACCUCCGAAGAUAGUUGAUACAGGGGGAGGAUUCUUUCUGGAGGAGGAAGAGAAGGACAAGGUUCAGAAAACUGUGCAUCCUUCAGAACCUCUAUUAGAGUUUGAUGAUGUUUUCUGUGAAGACUGUGGGAAACAAUUUAUGAAUUCAUACCUCAUGCUACACUUUCACUUGGCGAUAUGUGAUAAUUGCAGGGAUGCUGAAGAUAAGCAUAAGCUUAUAACAAAGACUGAGGCAAAACAGGAGUACCUUUUGAAAGACUGUGAUUUGGACAAAAGAGAACCAGCACUCAGAUUUAUUUUGAAAAAAAACCCUCACAAUGCAAAUUGGGGUGACAUGAAGCUUUACUUAAAACUCCAGGUAAUAAAACGUUCUCUUGAAAUUUGGGGCAGUGAAGAAGCAUUACAAGAAGCAAAGGAAGCUCGCCAAGGUACCAGAGAGAAGAUGAAACAGAAAAAGUUUGAUAAAAAAGUUAAAGAGCUCCGUCGAGCAGUUAGGAGCAGUUUGUGGAAAAAAGAAGCAGGCAUCCACCAGCAUGAGUAUGGACCAGAAGAAAAUAUUGAAGAAGAUAUGUAUAAAAAGACAUGUACUACGUGUGGCCAUGAGUUAACAUAUGAAAAAAUGUAGCCAGUCCUGAUUUUUUAUUGUUCCAAAAGUGUAUCUUUUUAAUAAUAAAUAUUUUCUGUCAAGGUAAAAUUAA
This is a messenger RNA of Gavialis gangeticus (Gharial), 1655 nucleotides long. It is a transcript of the gene XPA, whose product is annotated as XPA, DNA damage recognition and repair factor. Gene Ontology annotation, cellular component: nucleotide-excision repair factor 1 complex. Lineage: Eukaryota; Metazoa; Chordata; Crocodylia; Gavialidae. The record is from RefSeq and is a predicted model, not a curated record. Bases 851 to 1582 code for a protein of 243 amino acids. The transcript is spliced from 6 exons. Gene Ontology annotation, biological process: base-excision repair; nucleotide-excision repair, DNA damage recognition; nucleotide-excision repair involved in interstrand cross-link repair. Gene Ontology annotation, molecular function: damaged DNA binding.